AUGGGUAGAAGGAACUCCACCAGUGUGCCUGGCUUCAUCCUCAUGGGGCUGACGGACUCUGCAGAGACACAGCUGGUCCUCUCCGUGCUCUUCCUCCUGAUUUACAUGAUCACGAUGCUGGGGAACUCGGGGAUGAUACUGAUCAUUCGCCUGGAUCCCCAGCUGCACACCCCCAUGUACUUUUUUCUCACUCACCUGUCAUUUAUAGACCUCAGCUACUCAAGUGUCAUCACCCCUAAAACCUUACAGAACUUACUGACUUCCACCAAGAGCAUCUCCUUCCUGAGCUGCUUCACCCAAAUGUACUUUUUUAUAGUCUUUGUUGCUGCUGAAUGUUUCCUUCUUUCCUGGAUGGCCUAUGAUCGCUAUGUAGCUAUCUGCCACCCCCUGCACUAUCCAGUCAUUAUGUCUACAAGACUGUGCUGGUCCCUGCUCACUGGCUCCUAUGUUAUUGGCUUUGUGGAUUCCACUGUGAUAGCAGACUGCAGACUGCCCUUCUGCAACUCUAAUGUCAUCCAGCACUUCUUCUGUGACUCAUCCCCUAUUUUAGCCCUGUCCUGCAGUGACACUUCUGAGGUUGAACUUAUUAUAUUCAUUUGUGCUGGAUCCAAUUUAGUGUUUUCCCUCAUCACCAUAUCUGGAUCCUAUCUGUCUAUCCUCUCCACCAUCCUGAAAAUUAAUUCCACCGCAGGAAAGAGAAAAGCCUUCUCCACCUGUGCCUCCCACCUCCUGGGAGUCACCAUCUUCUACAGCACUAUGAUCUUUACUUAUCUAAGACCAAACAGUUCCUACUCCUUGGGCAGGGAUCAGGUGGCUUCUGUGUUUUACACGAUUGUGAUCCCCAUGCUGAACCCUCUCAUCUACAGUCUCAGGAACAAAGAGGUGAAAAAGGCCGCUACUAGAAUCAUGCAGAAGAGAGGGGGUGCUAGACAAUUAAAAUAA
Molecule: messenger RNA, 942 nt
Organism: Fukomys damarensis (Damara mole-rat)
Lineage: Eukaryota; Metazoa; Chordata; Mammalia; Rodentia; Bathyergidae
Product: olfactory receptor 8H1
Exons: 1
Coding region: 1-942 (313 amino acids)
Biological process (GO): sensory perception of smell; G protein-coupled receptor signaling pathway
Cellular component (GO): membrane
Molecular function (GO): olfactory receptor activity; G protein-coupled receptor activity; odorant binding
Source: RefSeq, a predicted model, not a curated record